GAAUGUGCUGGGAAAAAUUGCCUACAACCGGAGUUUUUAACCAAAAACAACAACGGCACAACAAACGAAACAGUCUGGAAAAAAUUAAAUAAAAUUUAAUUAAAUUUUACAAUUAAUUUCAUAAAAUCGUGGAAAUGUGCGUCAGGGAAGCGGCAACGAUUUUCUUCGCGGAACCCGAACUGGUGGUCGGCCUUGGCCGCAGGGUGCUGUUCGUAAACCCCGACGACCUGCAGAUAUUCAAGGAGAUCGAGCUGCCGCCCGACCUUGGCCUGCGCGGCCAGGGCUCCCGGGAAUCCUGUCCAGCCACAUCCACUGGCCCUGGUCCGGGUGGCGAGGAGCAACAGCUUGUUGCUGCUGCUGCUGCUGCCGGCAAGCAGUCGGCGGAAAAGGCUUCCGGAUCUGGAGUGGGAUCGGGAAACGGAAACGUUGCGGUGCAGAACGUGGCCUACUCGCCAGAUGGACAGCUGCUGGCCGUGACCACCAGUGGGGGGCAGAAGGCGCUCCUGCUCUAUCGCACGCGGCCAGAGAACGCCCGCCUGCUCUCCGCCCGCCCUCUCGCCCGGGCGGCCAGUGCCCUGCGCUUCUGCAGCGACAGCAGCUCCGUCCUGGUCACGGACAAGACGGGCGAUUGCUACCAGUACGACUGCGUCGAGGUGGAGGCCGUUCCGCGCCUGCUGCUCGGCCACCUGAGCGUGGUGUACGACAUCCUUUGGUCGGAGGACCAGCAGCACAUCAUCACCUGCGACCGGGAUGACAAGAUACGCGUUACCAACUAUCCAGCCACCUUCGACAUUCACAGCUAUUGCUUGGGCCACCGCGAGUUCGUCUCGGGGCUUGCCCUGCUCACUGACCGGCACAUUGCCUCCGCCUCGGGGGACAAGACGUUGCGCGUGUGGAACUACAUCCAGGGCAAGGAGCUGCUGCAGCACGAGCUGCCCGCCCCGGCUGUUCGUCUGCUGGUGCGGCAGCUGGAGCCGGAGAAGGUAUACCAGGCGGCGGUGCUUUUUUACGAUCACGUGGACGCCCUGGGACUGUACCGCUUGGAGCGCAGCCCCGCCGACGACACCUGGAGCGUCACGGCCACGCAGCUGGUGCGUGCCGAGGCUGGCUCCUGGAAUAUUAGCAACUUUACUUUAACCGCCGACAGGAUCUACGUCACCGGCGCGGAGAACGAGCGAUUGAGCCUGCGGGUCUACGACAUCGCCACUGGCCAGCGGUCGACCAGCGGAGUGCCCGAGGGCUGGAUAAAGAUGGUGCUGGACGGGCUGGGCGCCACCGAGGAGGGCGGACCUCCCUUCAUUCCCGAGGACCUGUCCGUUUGGUUUAAGAAGCGCUUCGACAACGUCAGCGACUAUCUGGAGCGCAAGAAGCGGCGCAUCGAGGAACAGCAGCAGCAGAAGUGCGGCUAGUCCCGAAAAGGAAACUCCAAAGUAAAUCACAUUGAACCCUAAUGUUUACAUAGCAUUUAAUUAGCAUAUGGAGCAGAUGCAACGGACUAUGUGUGACAGGCCUGUUGUUGGCAUUAUAAUAUAUAUCUGUAUAUGUGUGUAAAA
Messenger RNA from Drosophila subpulchrella, 1553 nucleotides. It is a transcript of the gene wuho, whose product is annotated as tRNA (guanine-N(7)-)-methyltransferase non-catalytic subunit wuho. The transcript has a single exon. Gene Ontology annotation, biological process: RNA (guanine-N7)-methylation. The record is from RefSeq and is a predicted model, not a curated record. NCBI's taxonomy places the organism in Eukaryota, Metazoa, Arthropoda, Insecta, Diptera, Drosophilidae. The coding region runs from base 135 to 1409 and encodes 424 amino acids. Gene Ontology annotation, cellular component: cytosol; nucleus; tRNA methyltransferase complex. Gene Ontology annotation, molecular function: protein binding; tRNA (guanine(46)-N7)-methyltransferase activity.